This is a messenger RNA of Pseudoliparis swirei, 3425 nucleotides long. Its product is annotated as protein NLRC3-like. Bases 1 to 3348 code for a protein of 1115 amino acids. The record is from RefSeq and is a predicted model, not a curated record. Lineage: Eukaryota; Metazoa; Chordata; Actinopteri; Perciformes; Liparidae. The transcript is spliced from 11 exons. Gene Ontology annotation, molecular function: protein binding.
AUGGCGUCUGAGGAGAAGGACCGCGGCGUCUCGGCCGCUGAGCCACAGGACGAGAGCCCCGUGAAGCAGGAGCGACCCGGUCCACCCGGACCCAGCUGUGAGUCCCUGAAGAGCAGCGGCUCCAUGUGGCAUCCAGUGAACUUCAAGGAUGAAGAGCUGGACCCCGAGACGCAGGAGCGACCCGGUCCACCCGGACCCAGCUGUGAGUCCCUGAAGAGCAGCGGCUCCAUGUGGCAUCCAAUGAACUUCAAGGAUGAAGAGCUGGAGCCAGGUCGGCCUCACAGGAAGAGGUCAGAGGUUCUGAGUGCACGUCCUGACCUGAAGCAUCAUGAAGACCUGGACUCUGUGUUCCUGCUUCUUGAAGAACACAUUGUGACUUUUGUGAAGAACGAGCUCAAGAAGUUCAAGAAGGUUCUGGGUCCAGAAGAUCCACAAUCCUUAGAGGGGCUCAAAGAAGAUGAUGAGGAUGAAGAGCAGAGAAACAGCAACAGAGAAGCGAUUCUGGAACUUUCGCUGAACUUCCUCAGGAACAUGAAGGAGACGCAGCUGGCUGACGCUCUGCAGAGCAAAACUCGUGCUGUGAGUUGCCAACGUAAACUAAAGUCUAAACUGAAGGAGAAGUUUCAGUGUUUGUUUGAAGGAAUUGCCAAAGCAGGAAACCCAACACUUGUGAAUCAGAUCUACACAACACUCUACAUGACGGAGGGAGAGGGUGGAGAGGUCAACGAGCAACACGAAGUCAGACAGAUCGAAGCAGCGUGCCAAAAAACGGCAGGUUCAGAAACAACAAUCAGAUGUGAGGAUCUAUUUAAGCCGAUACCCGGAAGAGAUGAACCAGUCAGAACUCUGGUGACAAAGGGAGUGGCCGGCAUCGGGAAAACUGUCCUAACGCAGAAGUUCAUUCUGGACUGGGCUGAAGACAAAGCCAACCGCAAUAUGCAGUUCGUCUUUCCAUUCUGUUUCCGAGAGCUCAAUUUGAUCAAAACAAAAAAAUACAGUUUGGUGGAACUUCUUCAUCAACACUUUCCCGAAACCAAAGAAGCAGGAAUCUGCAGGUUUGAAAGGUUCCAGGUUGUGUUCAUCUUUGACGGUCUGGACGAGUGUCGACUUCCUCUGGACUUCCACAACAACGAGUACCUGACGGACGUUACAGAGCCCACCUCGGUGGAUGUGCUGCUGACAAACCUCAUCAGAGGAAACCUGCUUCCCUUUGCUCGCCUCUGGAUAACCACAAGACCUGCAGCGGCCAAUCAGAUCCCUCCUGAAUGCAUCGACAUGGUGACGGAGGUCAGAGGGUUCAGUGACCCACAGAAGGAGGAAUACUUCAGGAGGAGAUUCAAAGACAAUGACCACGCCGGCAGGCUCAUCUCCCACAUCGAGGCGUCGCGAAGCCUCCACAACAUGUGCCACAUCCCGGUGUUCUGCUGGAUCACGGCUACAGUCCUGGACCACGUGUUGAGACUCAGAGAGAGCGCAGAGCUGCCCAAGACCCUGACGGAGAUGUACAUCCACUUCCUGGUGGUUCAGACCAAACAACAGAAUGCAAAGUAUCACGGAGGCGUGGCAGGUGAUCCCGUCUGGAACACAGAGACCAAGAAGACCAUUCUCACUCUGGGAAAACUAGCUUUCGAGCAGCUGGAAAAAGGAAACCUCAUCUUCUAUGAAGUGGACCUGAGAGAGAGUGGCAUUGACCUAGAAGCCGCCUCUGUACACUCUGGACUAUUCACGGAGAUCCUCAAAGACAGACGUGGCCUGAGCCAGGAAAGGGUAUUCUGCUUUGUCCAUCUGAGCAUUCAGGAGUUCCUGGCUGCACUUUAUGUCUUCCUGAUGUUCAUCAACACUGGCAUCAAUCCACUGAGAAGACGAAAUCGGUUCAAGUCAGUACGACUUGCGCCAUUACAACUAGAUAUCCACAUUAGCCACCUCUGCCAGAGGGCAGUGGACAAAGCUUUGGAGAGUCCAAAUGGACACUUGGACUUGUUCCUCCGCUUCCUCCUGGGUCUUUCACUGAAGACCAAUCAGACUGUCCUACGAGGUCUGCUAAAGACGACAGGAAGUAAACACGAAGUCAAAGAGACGUUAGUCCAGUACAUCAAGAAGAAGAUCAAGGACAGUCCGUCUCCAGAGAAGAGCAUCAAUCUGUUCCACUGUCUGAAUGAGCUGGAUGACCGUUCUCUAGUGGAUGAGAUCCAACAGUACCUGAGAUCAGGACGUCUCCUUGAAAACAAACUCUCUUCCUCUCAGUGGUCAGCGCUCGUCUUCAUCCUGCUGUCAUCACAAAAGGAUCUGGAUGUGUUUGAUCUGAGGAAAUUCUCAGCUUCAGAGGAGGGUUUCCUGAGGCUGCUGCCAGUGGUCAAAGCUUCCAAAACAGCCCUGCUGACUGGCUGUAACCUCUCAUGGAGAAGCUGUGAAGCUCUGGCCUCAGUUUUCAUGACCAAGGACUGUAGCCUGAGAGAGCUGGACAUGAGUAACAAUGACCUGCACGAUUUAGGCAUCAAGAUGCUCUCAGCUGGACUCAGGAGUCCACUCUGUAGACUGGAGGUUCUCAGGCUCUCCGACUGCCAGGUCACAGAGAAAGGCUGUACUCUUCUGGCUUCAGCUCUCAAGAACAACCCCUCCCAUCUGAGAGAGCUGGACCUGAGCUUCAACCAUCCUGAAGACUCAGGAGUGGCGCUGCUCUCUGAUGGACGGGAUGACCCCAGCUGGAAACUGGAGACACUCAAGGUUGAACAUUGUGGAAAGCUUCGACUGAAACCACCACCUCUUCGGUAUUUCCGUGAGCUUUCUCUGGACCCCAACACGGCCGCCCCAAACCUCUCAUUGUCUGACGACAACAGAAGAGUGAGGGUGGUGAAAGAGAAGCAGCCGUAUCCCGAUCAUCCGGAGAGAUUCGACCGCUGGAGACAGCUGCUGUGCAGAGAAGGUCUGACUGGGCGUUGUUACUGGGAGGUCGGGUGGAAAGGGAGGGUUCAGAUAGGAGUGUCGUACAGAGGAUUUAACGUUAGAGGAGACAGUGACGACUGCUGCAUUGGAUGGAACGAUCGGUCCUGGAGUCUGUUCUGCUCUGCUCAUGGUUACAUGGCCUGGCACAACAACCACCCAGAAGACAUCGCCGCUCUCCCGUCAUCUGACUCCAACCGAGUCGCGGUGUAUCUGGACUGGCCCGCCGGCACCCUGUCCUUCUACCUUCUCCCCUCCGUUGUCAGUUCGGUCAAACAGAUCCACCUCUACACCUUCAAAUGCACCUUCACCGAACCCCUCUACCCUGCCUUUGGGUUCGGACGAAUGAGCGAGCUUGAGACCGACUCCUCACCGUCCUUAGUUGUUCUGUCGCAGAUGGAAGAAUAAAUGUGUUUUCCUGUGUCGAGCAGCGGUUCUUAAACUGGGGUAGACCGACUAGCAUAGCGACAGAGUGCGUUCUAGUA